Messenger RNA from Necator americanus (New World hookworm), 2340 nucleotides. RefSeq lists its product as uncharacterized. Gene Ontology annotation, cellular component: nucleus; nuclear pore; cytoplasm. The record is from RefSeq and is a predicted model, not a curated record. Gene Ontology annotation, biological process: negative regulation of ERK1 and ERK2 cascade; RNA export from nucleus; negative regulation of receptor signaling pathway via JAK-STAT. NCBI's taxonomy places the organism in Eukaryota, Metazoa, Nematoda, Chromadorea, Rhabditida, Ancylostomatidae. Gene Ontology annotation, molecular function: non-membrane spanning protein tyrosine phosphatase activity; ubiquitin binding; protein kinase binding. The transcript has 24 exons. The coding region runs from base 1 to 2340 and encodes 779 amino acids.
AUGUCACCAACCUUGGCUGAGGGCUAUGAACAGAUCCAGUCCGGUGGCACAAGAGCAUGGGAGGAAGCGUUUAUGAAGAUGCAUUUGAACUCACACAAGGAGGUUGAAGAUAGACGUCUUACGACGAAAGUGGCGAAAAAUUUGUUAAAUAUGGACCGAAAUCGCUACAUAGACGUUCUUCCUUUCGAUCAAUCACGAGUAGUUCUCGGUUCGAACGCCGACGAUGAUGAUUCGUAUAUAAAUGCAUCCUACGUCUCUAUCAAAAGAGCUCAUAGAAACUACAUUCUAGCACAGGGGCCUUUGGAGAAUACCUGCAAUGACUUUUGGCAGAUGGUUUGGGAGCAGAACGUUCCAGCUGUGAUUAUGCUUAACAAACUUCUGGAAAGUGGUCGGCAUAAAUGCGCUACGUACUUUCCUUCGAAAAGCGUGCGAUCUGUAGAGUUCGAUGACUAUACUGUAGAAUUGGAAUGUGAAGAACAACACCACAACUUUGUUGUUCGAAAAAUUCGCUUGAAAAAGCAUGGCGAUGGAGACGAGGCAGAACGCAAUGUUCUUCAUGUACAGUACACAGAGUGGCCUGAUUUUGGUGUGCCUGCAUCCACAAAAUGUUUUCUCAACAUGCUCAGAUAUAUUCAAAGUCAUAACGUGCUCAGCGUGAAGGAUGAUGAUCCUCCUUGUAUAGUUCACUGUUCGGCUGGAAUAGGUCGUUCUGGGACUUUUAUUCUCGUUGAUGGUGUACUGAGAAUGAUAGAGCUCGGUGCGCCCGAAUCCGAAAUUUCCCUAAAUGACCUUUGCGUUGAUUUAAGAUGUCAACGUUUUGGGCUCAUUCAAACACCUCAGCAGCUCAUGUUUAGUUGGCAUGCUAUUGUUGAUGCUCUUCAACAACAAAACGAUGCUAAGGAAUCUUUUUCUGAAAACGGAACGGAUUCCGAUGUAAACGUCAACGAAGAUCGUCCACUGACGACGGACAAAAAAGCGAAACGAAGAACAGUGGACAGAGAGGAGGAUUCGACAGAAGAUCGAGUUGCAAAAAGGCGACGUGAAAUGGUUGCACGUAUGGUAGCGCGUAGUCGUGAAGCAGAGGCUGUUCGUCGAAGUUACGUUGGCAGUUUGGCCAACCAACUGGGUGUUAAUCCGACGACUGUGUUCGCUGCCGGUGAGAGACCUAUUAUGAAACCGAAAGCCCCUGUCAAUGUCCAGCUUGAAUUCUUGACUCAGCUUCGUUUAGAUAAGAUGUUUGGUUCUAGCUCCUCGUUUGGAGCUAAACCAUCGUUAUUUGGCAGUACUACUACCACUACCGCAUCAAAUCCAAAUUCUGAGGAUAUCGCAGUAGAAGGCUCUCCAGAUGAUACAGUUCAAGUGUUGCGGUUCAGCCCAAAUGUUAACGAGAAGCCAUUGUUAGCAGCGGGCAGUUGGGACGGUGUCGUUCGUGUGUGGAUGGUGAAUGAUAAUGGUCAAUGUGAAGGUAAAGCACAACAGAAUAUUCCUGCACCUAUACUUGACCUAUCGUGGACAGACGAUGGAACUAAAAUUUUCAUAGCAGCAGGUGACAAAGAAGUACGGUUAUGGGAUUUGGCGUCGAACCAAGUUGCAGUUGUUGGUACUCAUGACGGACCUGUGAAGACGUGCCACUGGAUAAAAGGAAAUAACUAUUCAUGCUUGAUGACGGGAUCGUGGGACAAAACGCUACGGUUUUGGGAUAUGCGACAGUUGCCGACACAGUCCUCAUUAGCUAAUAUUACGUUACCUGAACGGGUCUAUUGUGCGGACGUAUUGUAUCCUAUGGCAGCGGUAGGCCUCGCUAACCGUCAUAUCAAGGUGUACAAUCUCGAAAACGGACCGCAGGAGGUGAAAAAUAUCGAAAGUCAGCUGAAGUUUCAACACAGAUGUGUGUCGAUAUUCAAAGACAAAACGAAUUCGAUGCCAUGCGGCUUUGCUGUGGGAUCUAUAGAAGGUCGAGUUGCUAUCCAUUAUGUAGAAACCACAAAUCCGAAGGAUAAUUUCACAUUUAAGUGUCAUCGAUCAGCAGAAGUAGUUAAUGGAUAUCAGGAGAUUUUUGGGGUGAACGAUAUCGUAUUUCAUCCGCAACACAACACACUGGUGACGAUCGGCUCCGAUGGCCGAUAUUCGAUGUGGGAUAAGGACGCGCGCACUAAACUGAAGACUUCGGACGCGGCACCACUGCCGCUAACGUGCGCCUCCAUACACGCUUCCGGACAAGUGAUGGCGUAUGCGAUAGGAUACGAUUGGAGCAGGGGACACGAAGGGAACACGCAACCGGGAUCAAAAAUCAUGCUACACAAUUGCUCCGAGGACAUGAAGCCAAGGGCGAAGAAAUAA